Messenger RNA from Vicia faba (fava bean), 1305 nucleotides. NCBI's taxonomy places the organism in Eukaryota, Viridiplantae, Streptophyta, Magnoliopsida, Fabales, Fabaceae. The record is from the annotation of a GenBank genome assembly.
AUGACAAAUGAGAUUACAACUAGCUGUGAGAUAGAUUAUGAUUGCGAAGAUUUUAACAGUUCAAAGCGUCCGAAAAUGACAUCUAAAGUAUGGGAAGAAAUGCAGCGCAUUCAAACAACCGAAGGUAGUAAAGUUCUAUGUAAAUACUGUGGAAAGCUGUUGCAAGAUAAUUGUGGAACUUCUCACUUGAAGCGACAUUUAGUCAUAUGCCCCAAGCGACCAAAACCCGUCGGUGUUACUCAAGAUUCGAUGUAUCCGGUAUAUCUUAGUGGUACCAAUAGUGCCAAAGAUUCUGGAUUCAGCAAAGCGCUUAUGGUACGUCCAUUAAAAGUCGAACCUCAAUCGCAGGUCAUAUGUUUCUCUCCUACUCCAAAUUAUGGAACUGGAGCUGUUACCAUUGCAUCCAUUGAUAAUGCUUCCAAUUCCAUUGUGGAACUAAAUCAUAGAAACAGUUCCACUUUGUUAAUGCCUAGCCUUGAUUCUUCUCAAAAUCAAGAGGAACUAUCUCUUGAUGACGCCGAAAUGAAAGCAUUUUAUGCAUCUCUCGAUGUUGAGACCUCAUUUAAGUCACCUGCCCAAGAUACCACGGUCAUCACCAGAUCAUCCAACACUACUACGCCUUGUGAAGAGACAAGCAAAGCAUUGAAAACACUGCAAGACCUUCUCUCCAAAGAGUUCUCUGUUCUACUGCAGGCCAAACAGUGCUGUGCCAUGAAAUCUACGAUAGAAUACCUUUCCAAUAUGUCAUCCGUCAAGGGAAUCUCGUCCGAAAUGAAGUUGUUGAUAUUGGAAGUUUCUAGAGAAUUCACUCGGUGGAGUUGUGACUACAACGACGCUAGUAAGAAGAUAGAGUCAGCAAGCUCCAACAUCGCAAAAGCAGAUAAACUCGAAGAAAGUCUUGAAGCAAACAAGAACGAGUUCAAGGAAGUUUUGUCUUUGGAAAAUGAGUUAUGCAACCAGCUAGCAACUUUGGAGCAAAGAAAGAAAGAGCUAGAAGAUCAGAUAAAUGCGAUAAAAGCUAACAUAUCCGUGUUUCAAUCGGCUAAGUUCACGGCUGCAAAGAGAAAAAGAGAAGUUUUUGAAGAAGCAAAAGCUCUCAAAGCCCAAAGAGAUGAGUUGAAGGAGCAAGUUCCACAGUUGAAAGAUGAGAGGGAAAUGGCCAAGAAAAUCCAAGAAAACAUUCAAGUUGAAUGGUUAAAGCUUGGAGAAAAAUUUAACAAAAGCUUAAAUGGGGUAAAUUCUGAAGACAUGGAUGGUAAAUCUAAAUCAUAUAUUCAAGCUUGUACAUCAGAAAAUUGCAUAUAA